Messenger RNA from Danio aesculapii, 1677 nucleotides. RefSeq names its product synaptotagmin XV (gene syt15). The transcript has 8 exons. The coding region runs from base 179 to 1435 and encodes 418 amino acids. The record is from RefSeq and is a predicted model, not a curated record. Gene Ontology annotation, biological process: regulation of calcium ion-dependent exocytosis; regulation of dopamine secretion; calcium-ion regulated exocytosis. Lineage: Eukaryota; Metazoa; Chordata; Actinopteri; Cypriniformes; Danionidae. Gene Ontology annotation, molecular function: phosphatidylserine binding; syntaxin binding; calcium-dependent phospholipid binding.
UCCAGAUGUAGGGUGACCAGACUUUCAGAAACCACAGCUUAUACUCUCAAUGGGAUGUCAGGAGAGUCGGUGAGAGCCUCUGGGCAAAAUGGGAAACCGGUGAUUCACAAAGACAGCACUGGAGAAAGAGAGAUCAUUCAGUUAGGAGUUAUUAUUCAGUAGGAGAUUGUGGCCAUCCAUGGCUGAUCAGCUGGUCGCUCUGGCUUGUGGACUGUCGGCUGCAUUUCUCCUCCUGCUGCUGUUUGGCCUGUCGGUGUAUCUGCUGUGGAGGAAGAGACGGACUCAAACACUCUACAGAGGACUGAUACCUGCCACCCCCACAAUCCCACGAUGCAUCACUCCGGUGCUUCAGACUUCACAAAGCAGCAGAUAUGGCUCUCGCGGGACAGGUGAUGUUCCUUUCUUUGUGCCUCCUCGAUUCAAGCGAGCACCCCAUUUAAACGACGGGAAGGAGGAAAGCAACAAUGCUAAGCAAUGGGAUCUCAAUCCUGAUCUGCACAGUCAGCGAGGCUCUCUAACAGUAGGCAGCUGGUUUCCUCUGGGCAACAUAAGACCAGACCUGUAUCAGCUUCCAGAGGAACCCAGUGAAUGGGCUCUUCCCGAUGGCUCGGCGGUGCGUCUGUGGUUUGCUCUGCGCUAUCAGCAGGACAAAGAGCAGCUGGUGGUUUCUCUGCUCCGGGCCGCCAACCUGCCCACUCAGUGCCAGCGUAACAUCACACUGGUCAAACUGCAGCUGCUGCCCUCUGACGACCGACGACACCGGCAGGCCAAAGCACGGAGGAAAGGCUGCCAUCCUCAGUUUAACGACACAUUCGUGUUUCAGGUGUCCAACAGCUGUGUCGACCAGUGCUCUCUGAACAUGAGCUUGUUCACUGUGGACCAUCAGAAGAAACACCAUCUAAUGGGCCAAAUCUUAAUUCCCCUCAGAUGUUCUGAGCUGAAGGAGGCGGCAGGCAAAGUGAAGUGGAGGGAUCUGGACAAUGAAAGCGAUCAACCCCUGUCAAAAAAUGGUGACAUCCAAGUAUCAUUGAACUACAAUCAGUCCUUACACCGCCUCACUGUGGUGGUUCUGCGUGCGCGAGGAUUGCAGUGUUGCAGUGAAGCAGCUGUAUGUGCCCAGGUGUCUCUGAAGAUCCACACUCAGGUGUUGAGGAAUAAAUGGACUACUGUGGCCAAAGGAAACAACCCAUCAUUUAAUGAGAAGCUUACCUUCAGACUUCUGCCUAUGCAGUUGGACACGGCCUGUCUGAGCCUGCAGAUCCAGCAGCCCAGCACUGAGAAGCCAGUGUUGUUGGGGAUUGCGGUCAUUGGGCCGUUCAUGUACGCGAGGGGCAGAGAGCUGGAACACUGGAACGACAUGGUCAGCAAACCACAGGAGCUCGUCAGGCAAUGGCACCCGCUGGGAUCCGCUGACACAUUGCAGGGCCCUCAAUGAAUAACACCCUCUCAAACCCAACGCCAAACACCUUCUUCGAAAGCAAUGGUAGCCUUUUUUUGUCUUUAAGCGUUAAGUCAGGGCUGAUGUCAGAAAACCAAAUGGAAUUAAAGAAAGUUAAAAGCAAAGGUUUAUUGAAAGCAUACAUUUGCAAAUGAGGUUUACUUGUAAUAACGGUUUGCUCUGCAAAAUCCCAUCAUAACAGUUGAUGAUGAAGAUAGAAAUACAAUCCAGUUGUACAA